AUGUCAUCUAAUGCCAAGGAUAUCGGAACACUGUAUCUAAUAUUUGCCCUAUUCUCGGGACUUUUAGGUACAGCUUUCUCGGUACUCAUUAGGCUAGAGUUAUCUGGUCCAGGAGUUCAGUUUAUAGCUGAUAAUCAGCUAUAUAACAGUAUUAUCACAAGUCAUGCCAUCGUUAUGAUAUUCUUUAUGGUAAUGCCGGCCCUGAUAGGCGGUUUCGGGAAUUUUCUCUUACCAUUACUCGUAGGUGGACCUGAUAUGGCUUUUCCAAGACUUAAUAAUAUAAGUUUUUGGUUAUUGCCUCCAAGUCUAUUCUUAUUUAUAUUUGCGGGUGGAAUAGAAAACGGUGCAGGUACAGGAUGGACUCUGUACCCCCCUCUAUCAGGAAUUCAAAGCCAUAGUGGUCCUAGCGUAGAUUUAGCAAUUUUUGGUUUGCAUUUAUCUGGGGUAAGUAGUUUAUUAGGAGCUAUGAAUUUCAUCACAACGAUUUUGAAUAUGAGAAGCCCUGGUAUUAGAUUACAUAAAUUGGCUUUGUUUGGGUGGGCAGUCCUGGUCACUGCUGUUCUAUUGCUAUUAUCAUUACCUGUUUUAGCAGGUGCCAUCACUAUGGUUUUGACAGACAGAAAUUUUAACACAUCUUUCUUUGAAACUGCCGGAGGUGUUUAUAUAUUAAUUAUCCCUGGAUUUGGAAUAGUAAGUACUACUAUUUCAGCUAGUUCGAAUAAAAGUGUGUUUGGUUAUUUAGGUAUGGUAUAUGCUAUGAUGUCUAUAGGUGUUCACCAUAUGUAUACUGUUGGUUUAGAUGUUGACACAAGGGCUUAUUUUACAGCAGCUACAUUAAUAAUCGCUGUACCUACCGCAACUUGUUAUGGAGGUUCAUUACAUUUAAUACCUUCCAUGCUAUUUGCUUUGGGUUUUGUAUUUAUGUUUACAAUAGGAGGAUUAAGUGGAGUUGUUUUAGCAAACGCUUCACUAGAUAUUGCUUUCCACGAUACAUAUUAUGUUGUAGCUCAUUUUCAUUAUGUAUUAAGUAUGGGUGCAAUAUUAGGUUUAAAUUAUAAUGUAAUGUUAGGUGUUAAUGUUACAUUCUUUCCUCAACACUUUUUAGGUUUACAAGGUAUGCCUAGAAGAAUUAGUGAUUAUCCUGAUGCUUUUGCAGUACAAGAAAAAUCCUAUACUAGUUUAGAGUGA
Molecule: messenger RNA, 1188 nt
Organism: Aplosporella prunicola CBS 121167
Lineage: Eukaryota; Fungi; Ascomycota; Dothideomycetes; Botryosphaeriales; Aplosporellaceae
Exons: 8
Coding region: 1-1188 (395 amino acids)
Biological process (GO): mitochondrial electron transport, cytochrome c to oxygen; electron transport coupled proton transport
Cellular component (GO): membrane
Molecular function (GO): cytochrome-c oxidase activity; heme binding
Source: RefSeq, a predicted model, not a curated record